Phytomonas sp. EM1 is the source of this 1350-nucleotide messenger RNA. NCBI's taxonomy places the organism in Eukaryota, Euglenozoa, Kinetoplastea, Trypanosomatida, Trypanosomatidae. The record is from the annotation of a GenBank genome assembly.
AUGUCCUGCCGCGUAUUGGUUACUGGGUUAACGCCUGACACCACGCAUGAUGCCUUGCGUGACUUCUUUUCUCGCACCGGAAACGUCGAGGCUGUGGAGCAGGCAGUCAAUGGCACCGAGGCCUAUAUCACCUUUUCCGACCGAGACAGUAUGGAGAUGACCGUGGGAACUUUGAAUGGGGUGGAGUUCAAACCCGGAGUCACUGUGACAGUUGCCGCAGCCCCCCUUUCGCCCUUGCCGACUGCGAACGAAAUUGGAGCAAAAGCCACCACACCGGCUGGUGAUGUUGAUGGCGGUGAAAGGUACGCACAGAGGGAGCGUUAUAGACCCAGUCGAGGAGAGCAGCACCGCGAGGGCAGGUACAACACCAAUGGCCGAAGUACGCCGCCACCGCCACUACCCGCAUACAACACGAGUGGUUCCAUAAAGGAUUUGCGGGAUAUGUACAAGGUAUGCGUGACGAAGCUCUCCUCGCAGACUGUUGAGGAUGAUCUCCGCGUUUUUUUCUCAAAAUGUAUCGCCGGUCAGGGCUACAUCAACGAUCUCUACUUGGAUCAUCGUCGAAAUUAUGCCUUUAUUGGGUUUUCCACUGCUGAGGCUAUGGAGGCGGCUCUGAAGCAAUCCGGGGCGUGGCUGAAGGGCCAGUCGAUCACUAUAGAGCGCAAACGCAUUUUGAAUCGCGCAAAUCGUGUCGUUAUACUUGGACUUCCUUCGGAUUGCACAGAGGAAGCCGUGCGCAUCUUUUUCAGUGGCUGUGGCGAGAUGAGUGACCUUCACCUGGACCCUACCAGGGGCAUGGCCUUUGCGAACUUCACUGACCCUGCCGCCGUCACGGCGGCGGUGGCUAAGACCGGUGAAGAGAUGGGAGGAAGCGUUCUGACUAUCCAACAUCGUGAGUUCAAGACAUGUUUCCACUGUAACCAAGACGGCCAUGUAGCGUUGCACUGUCCCACAAGGGAGAGCAACGCCGGUCUUAUAUGCCACAAGUGCGGCAAACGGGGGCACAAGGCACGGAGCUGCGACUCGAAGCCUCUAACAGGUUCCUACGGGGAGGAAAGGAAAAGGAGGCGACCGGAAGGAGACACGCAUGGUCAUUAUCGGCAAAGGGAGGAUCUCGGAAGUCGUGAUCCUAGGGAUCACCGCCGCCGCUACUUGCAUUCGCGUUCCCGUUCCCGUUCCCGUUCGCGUUCUCGCUCUCGUGACCGUGACCGUGACCGUGACUAUCGCCGGCGACACCAGCAGCGGCGGAGCAGCCAAAGCCGCAGCCGCAGCCGUAGCCCGCAUUCUCAUCAUCGUCAACGGCGCUCAAACCGAAGUCGAAGUCCCGUGCGCUCCUCGCACCGCCACUAA